Diabrotica virgifera virgifera (western corn rootworm) is the source of this 20857-nucleotide messenger RNA. RefSeq names its product heparan sulfate glucosamine 3-O-sulfotransferase 3B1 (gene Hs3st-B). The coding region runs from base 222 to 1262 and encodes 346 amino acids. The transcript has 4 exons. The record is from RefSeq and is a predicted model, not a curated record. Gene Ontology annotation, molecular function: [heparan sulfate]-glucosamine 3-sulfotransferase activity. NCBI's taxonomy places the organism in Eukaryota, Metazoa, Arthropoda, Insecta, Coleoptera, Chrysomelidae.
AGAAAUCUUAUAAUCUGUCAAAUUUGUAUAUAAUAAACAAAUUCGAAUUGCUUUAAAAUGAAUAAUUCAUUUUUAAUACUCUUUAAUAUUUUAAAACGCAUUAAAAAGAAUUAAUUUUACAUAUGUACAAACGCUCUAAAAUAUGUAACGUGAAUUCCAGCACGUGAAGAAAUACUUACCAAAAUGUGAUUAUCUAUGGUCAUGUUUAUUAAUUUAGAAAAAUGGAAGUUCUGAUUUCAAAGAAAAUAAUUUUGUCUUUGUUACUGUUAGCUACUAUAUCCUUGUAUGUAUCUUUUGUAUUUAAUUCCUGUGUAAUAUCCAGUCUAUCCAAAGCAAUACCUAAGUGGCAAACACAUCCAGUGAUAGUAAACGAAAUACCCUUAGUUCAUUACACUUCCUCUGUUCGUGUAGUAUCUUUACUAGAAGGCAAUGAAACCGACAUAUCUCCAAAAUACAAAUUUUUUAGAGAACAGGGUCUGAGACCAGAAAGACAAUUACCAAGUGCUUUAAUUAUUGGUGUGAAGAAGGGAGGCACUCGAGCCCUUCUGGAAUUCAUCCGAGUCCACCCGGAUGUACGAGCGGCCGGCAGCGAGGUCCACUUCUUCGACAAGAACUACGUGAGGGGCUUCCAAUGGUACCGAACGCACAUGCCCGCCACUCUCGAGGGACAGCUCACCAUCGAGAAAACCCCAUCGUACUUCAUCACCAGAGAAGCCCCACAUCGAGUGCAACUAAUGAAUCCAUCCACUAAGUUACUUGUAGUCGUAAGAGAUCCUGUUACCAGGGCCAUAUCUGAUUAUGCUCAAGCUAUUUCGAAAAAAAUUGAUAUGAAGCCUUUCGAGCAGUUGGUUUUCGUUAACGGAUCCAUAGGAAGUAUCAUCGAUACGUCUUGGGGUCCGAUCAAGCUAGGAAUCUAUUCGAGGUAUCUGACGCGGUGGUUAAAGUUCUUCCCUCUCUCUCAGUUUCUAUUCGUUAGUGGUGAAAGGCUCGUUCUGGAUCCGGCCAUCGAGCUGCGUCGCGUCCAGGACUUCCUGGGUCUCAAACGAGUGGUUACUGAGAAGCACUUUUAUUUCAACUCCACCAAAGGUUUUCCGUGCCUAUUUAAAAGCGAAGGGCAUUCGGCUCCUCACUGCCUAGGUAAGACUAAAGGGCGUAGCCAUCCUUACGUCAAUCCCGUUGUACUACAGCGCCUCAGGGAUUUCUAUCGCCCGUUUAAUAAUCACUUUUACCAAAUGACGGGAAUUAAUUUCGGCUGGGCUUGAAAUAGGAAGAUGUUAUCUACUCUACUACGUUCACUCCCAAGAUAAGCUCGAGAUCACAGUUUCAGACACGUGUACAGGAUUAUAUCAGCAUCCAAAAUAAAAGCAACUCAUAUUCAUUUAAUUUUUAAACAUCUUAAAAACAAACAUCGCCGGUUGUUGUAAAAUAAUUAGGUGACACCGAUUGCCCAACAUAGUGCACUAGUCUUCAAGAACUCUUUGUCAGCUAUUCGAUAUUAUUAAUAUUUCACGGUCGAGUCGUAUCAACAAUCUAAAUAACAACAUUUACAAGUUUAUUUAUAGAUUCAGGAGAAGCAUCGCUGAUAAUUCUUUUAUCAUUCGUUAUUCGUGAUUCAUUAUUCAUCAUGCACUAUUUAGACCUCAAGCUCACCAGCUAGUUACUGUUGCGUUUAGAGUUGGUGAAUAAAUACAUGUUUAACAAAUAGUGUCUGCUUCAUCAACCCUCAUCAUAGGGGGUAACUACCCCACCUAACAUAGGACGUUCCUGAGGGUGGAGUACCACCAUACACGUGAUGGUUAGUGUGUCGUGUCGUCGCAACUUGUCAUUGGUUUUUGUUAUUCUAGUGUUGACUCCACUAAUGAAGCUUAGCUAUAACCAUUGCCAAUUUGUCUCUGUCUUCUGCUUUUGUUAAAAUCGUCUGUGUGUUUAACCCUGUCCAGUCGCGACUGUUUUUCAGCUAGAAUAUAUUUGUUGUCUACCAGGACCCCUUUUUCCUUCAAUUUUACCCUUCAUAAUCAGCUGCAACAACUCGUACUUAUCAUUUUUAAGUAUGUGCGUCAAAUAUGCUGUCUUUCUCCUUUUAAUUUUUUUUAUUUAAUUUAAAAGUAUUUUGCAAUCUGUUGAGUGUCAACAAUAAACAAAAGUAAUGACAUUGACUAAGGACAAGAAAGAUUUUACCCACUGGCAAAAUCAAAGUACAAUUUUUAUAAAGUUGUGUAGAAAAUAAUUACUUUUAUAACUACAUACUAACUAAUUAGUUUAAAAGUUAACUCUAAAUGGUAAGUCCAGUGGUUUGAACCUCUUUAACCUACGCUGUUCUUGGGAAUUGUCUAGGAGGUUAAGUGCAAACUGGUUUUCAUGAUCCUCCAACUUGGCAAUGUAUGCAGCGCUACGUUUUGUGAUGACUUCUUGUACCAUAUCCAUUUUAGGGUAUCGAUGAAUAGUUCUGUUGCUGAUGUACCAAGGCGCAUUAGUGAUGGUUCUGAGGGUUUUUGAUUGGAAGCGUUGGAUGAUUUCGAUGUUGGAGUGACUAGCUGUUCCCCAUAGUUCCAACCCAUAUGUCCAGAUUGAUAUAAGUAUUGCCUUAUAGAGCAGCAAUUUAUAAUCCAGAGAUAGUCUUGAUGAACGGCCCCUUAACCAACACAUAUUUUUGAAUUGGAGACCUAGUUGCUUUCUCUUGGUCCAGAUAUGUUUUCUCCAUGUGAGACUUCUGUCCAAAUGAAUACCAAGAUAUUUUACCUCGUUGGCUGAUGAUAAUUGGUGAUUGUUUAAAGUUACAGGAGGACAAGUUCCUCUUCGUGUUGUAAAUGUAACAUGAAUAGAUUUUUCUUCAUUGACUUUAAUUUUCCAUUCCAAAAACCAAUCGUGGAUUCUGUCUAGAUACGCUUGAAGGAGAUGCGAGGCAUAAAUAAGGUCAGUGUGUGAGGCUAGGAUUGCAAUAUCGUCGGCAAAUGUUCCUAGCAUCAUUUCUUCUGUAGGUGGUCUCUCCUAUAGUGGUUCCUGAAGAGUUGGAGGUAUAUCUGCUGUAAACAAGAGAUACAAGGUAGGUCCCAGCACGCUACCCUGUGGUACGCCAGCUUUGAUAGAAUAGAGUUUGGAAAUUGCAUCUUGGUAUUUAAUAAAAUAACACCUACCUGACAAAUAUGACUCAAGAAGAAUGUAAAAGCUGUGCGGUAAUGUCCUUUUUAGCUUGUAUAGGAGGCCUUCAUGCCAUACCUUGUCAAAUGCCUGCCUAACGUCAAGAAAUGCUACUGAACAGUACCUUUUGGCCUCAAAAUCAGCAUUUAUAUGUUUUACCACUCUGUGAACUUGUUGAAUUGUUGAGUGAUGGGGCCGAAAUUAAAACUGGUGGUCUGGAAUUAGAUUUUUGAUCCAGGGUUCGAGUUUUUUUACUAAUAGUUUUUCGAAAACUUUAGACGUGAUUGGCAAGAGGCUGAUUGGCCUGUACGAUGUAGUUUCUUCUUGAGGUUUCCCCGGUUUUAGAAUGGUUAUUAUCUGAGACACUUUCCAUUGAUCAGGAAAGUAACCUUAGUUUAAUAUGGCAUUGAAUAUAAACGAUAUAAGUUUUAUGCAUUUGAGAGGUAAUUCUUUCAACACUUUUCCACUGAUCAAGUCGUACCCUGGAAAAAGGAGUCUCCUUUUAAUGGUGGUCAAAAGUACUCUGUCUCUUCCCAUUCUGUGCAACACUAUUUCGUUCGUAAUAUGAUCGAUCUAUGGUAUUUUCAAGAUUCUCCUAAAAAGCCACAUCUCAAAAGCUUCCAGCUUUCUCAUUAAGUCAACAUUAACAGUCCAAGCGUCAGUACCAUAAAGAAGGAUAGGAGUGAUAUAACAUUUUACCAUCCAAUAUGCGAUUUUCAGAUUGAUUUUUUUGGUUACUCAGAAAUUUCCUUACCUUUGAAAAGACAGCUCUUGAUUGCUCUAUUGAUCGAAUUUCUGAUUUCGGAUUUCCGUAAUCCAGACUUGUAAGUAUUUAAUUCUGUUCACUAGUUCAAUAUCUUCAAUUUUUUAUCUGGAAUAUUGUUAUGACUUUGCCCCUCUUACUGAUAACCGUGGUUUUUGUUUUUUUUUUAUGGUUAUUGUUACACCAAACUGUUCUCCAGUAUCACAAAUUGUGUUUAGUAACGUCUGCAAGUCUUUCUCACUUUCAGCAAUAAUGACUGUAUCGUCGCCAUUUUCACCAUUUAUCUUGAUCUCUUCUGUACAAAUUUCAAGUGCUUGUGUAAAUAACUUGAAACAAAGAACCAUAAACUACGCUCGCUAAUUGAAAUACCAUUCGAAAAUAAUAUUUCAACCAACCAAUAUAGUUAUCGUUCACCCUGGCCUAGUUCAGUCUCCCAAGGUGUGUGUUCGCCUUGUCCUAAUCUUAAAUAUGAACUAUGAAAAUUCAGAAUGGAAGGAAACAUUCUAGUAAACAAGAGAUUUAAGAAUGGUGUCAAGAGAUCAACGACAUAUCCUGGUGGAGAUAUCGGUUCAGACCAUAACCCUCUAAUAGCUGACAUCCAAGUGAAGCUCAAAAAAGUCGAAGAAAGCCCCAAAACACCAAAAUUACAUAUAUCAGCAUCCAACAAAACGCUAAUAGAAAAUGACCUGAAUAAUCAGCUCAAGAAUUCAACAAAUGAAAACAAUACAGAAAUAUGGAACACGUUUAAAGAUCUUACCUGGAAAGUAAUGGAAAAAUAUACAACAACGAUGCAGAGGCACAAAAAACAACAAUGGAUGACUGAUGAAAUCCUGGAAUUGAUGGAGCAGAAAAGAAAACUGAAAGAUAACAAAACAGAAUACAAAGAAAAACAGAAACUAAUUAAACAAAAAAUAAAGGUAGCUAAAGAAAAAUGGAUGGAGGAUAAAUGCAAGGAAUUAGAAAAGUUGAAUGAAAAACAUGAUACGUUUAAUAUGUUUAAAAAAGUUAGAGAAGUAGCUGGUCUUUAUCAUAAAAAAACUCCACAUACUAUAACCGAUUCAUCGGGAAAAAUGAUAAUAGACGAACACGAAAUUCGAAAUACCUGGUAUAAUUAUAUAAAUGAACUGUAUAAUGAUGAUAGACCCGAAGAACUGGAGACUAGAUGAAGGUGAAGGACCAGAAAUACUAAAAUCAGAAAUACUACAUGCUAUAAAAUUGGCAAAAAACAAGAAAGCCGUUGGUCCCGACAACAUACCUGCAGAAAUGUUAAAGCUCAUAAAUGAGGAAAACAUUCGAACUUUUGGCAAUAAAUGAGGCAAACUUUUCAAUGAUGUUUAUUCGACUAGUGAUAUCCCUGAAGAUUGGUUAAAGUUCGAAUUCAUAACCCUACCAAAAAAACAAGGUCCGAAAAACUGUAGCGAUUGAGGGGGUGAAAACCACCCCGGGGCAAAAGCACAUAUCGGCACAAUAUCAUUGUUUUUCUUUGACUUGUUAGCUACGUGUAUGCCAAAUUUCAUGUCAAUCCAAGCGGUUCUUUAAAAGGUUUUGCAAUAUUUUACCGUUAAAGAACGUACUAAUAUACCAAAAUUGGAUGCAAGUGGCUCAGGACAGGAAUUUGUGGGGUGAACUACGAUAGGCCUACGUUCAGCAGUGGACAAGUAUAGGCGGAUUGAUGACAGUUGCGACGUCCGCCACGCCCACCGAUCGGUGUGGCCUCUAACUUAUCUUGGUAAUGAACGUAAUAUACUAACUAAUUUCUUUUCUAAGAAAUCGUAGAAGUAUUGAGAUCAGCGCCGAUUCAAUUCGAAAAAAGAAGUCGAAUUGUUAACCUUAUUGAUUUACAUCAUCAUCAUUAAGGCUCUUUUUUGGGAGAGGGGACUGUUUUGUUGGACCGAUAAGAGCCUACUUCGAUAUAUGUUUUUAGUGGGUGUUAUAUUGUUGUUUAACUUGUUAUUGCCUUUACCUCUUUAAUUUAAGGGGUAAGUCCGGCAAUGGUUUGUCUCAUUUUAAACAUUACGUCGGUUAAUCAAUCCCGGGCCUAACUAGUAAAUCAAUGGUCAAGACACUAACAAUGUCUUAAGUGAUUUUUUUUAUUAUAUUUUUCACUAUCAAGAACUUUCAUGCAUUAUACCAAAAUGUUCUAGUCAAAAUUUUGUUGGAAGAGUUAUGGUUUUUGAAAUACAUUGUAUUAUUUUUAUAUUCUAGUACGUCAUAAUUGUACAGUGAAUAAGAAAGUUUCGUGAAAGUAUUAUUUUUUUUUUUACUCGAACAGUAUCUCCAAUUGAUCAACUUUUGUUUAACUUAUUUAAGGACAAAAAAUAUUAAAAAAGCGAUUUUUAACGAAAUUUUUCGUAGCUGUCAUAUUGCUGCUGAUUCUAAUUAUUGUUAGUUUAAUAGUUUUUUACAUUGUUUUAUUUUAGAUUAUUAUUGAGAUAAUUGUGGCAACUGAGCUCUCUCGAUGACAAUAUGGUUGUUAGCAUUAAGGGGCAUUAACCUGAAAAUUGACAAAUUAUUUCAACUGACACAAAUAAACGUCAAGAUAUGACAGUGUAGAAGCUAAAUAUUUUUGGGCUAAGGGAAUGGGAAAACUGUUUAGUUUUGAAAUUAGUUUUUAAAUAAAAAAGAUUUUAAAAAUUAAAUUAAAAUUAUUAACUUAUUAAUCAUAAAUUGUGUUUUUGAUUUAUUUUGGACAGCCUUGCUUCAAAACUCACUCAUUCUGUUUGUUCUAACAGCUCUAUUGUACCAAAAACUCGUACUCGAACAGAACAUUCAACUAAAACAGGUUAGCGCAAUUGCCACAAUUCUCUCAAUGUAUAUUCUCUAUGUCCAGCUGAACGAUUUACGUAGUGUAUACAUAUUGUUCUAUAUACGAAAUAUUGUACACUUUUAUGUUUGUUAUACAAACUCACUCCACUUGUUUAAGUUUGUAUGUGUUUCGCGUUAUCUCAAAAUUAUUCUAUAAAACGAUCAUUUCGAUCGUUUCGAAGUCCGAAAUUUUAGAUCAGCUUUUUAUCGGAGUUCGCAACGGUGCUCCAUCUCCAGCACGCAUCAAUGGUGGUGGAAGCUUCUUGGUGGGAAUAAGCGCGUACAAAGAGGCGGCAAGCGCUGACGAUGUAUAUUGUUUCAAUGUUCGUCUUAAUGCUUCGUUGCCAAUUUGUUUUUCGAUAUAUAGUAGAUUGAAAUGAUCGUCUAAUCUAAAAGUUAGCAACUAACUCUACACGUUACCGAUUUCAUUGGUGAUGAUGCUGUAAACCAUUUUUUGUGAUAUCUCUUAUAAUAUCAAAAGAGUACCUACUUACCGCACUGUGUAGAAUUUAGAUACGGUUUAAUACUAACAGUCAAUUUAAUAAUUGUAUACCUCUAGACUACAAAGAAUACAGUUACGAAAGCUUUAACGAGAUAGCUAGUUAGAUUUACGAUAAUUACGCUACUUUUGAAAAGAAAGUAAAUUUUGCAAAGGAUGAUUAUGUAACCAUUAGAUAUAGUGUUUUUUGAUAUCGUUUAUUUGUGUGUAUUAACUAAAAAUCGAUAGUACUUAAAUAUACAGUGUGCCAAAGCCAAAUAGAAUUAAUUCAUUAUUUCGUUAAUGAGCUAUUUUGGAAUAAAAUCAGGAAUACAUUCUUCUUUUUGUGUUAAUUAAUUUAAUUUAAAAAAAAUUAGACACCCUGUAUACAUAAUUAUGUUAAUGUUUAUAUUACUGAAUAGAGAUUUGCAUAACCUUUCAAAUAAUCUAGCUAACACGACCCAUAUUUUCAUUUAAAAAAAUAUCGAUUACGCCAUUACGCCCAGAUGGAUGACAUCACUAUGAUAUAUAGGGUGUGCAGAAACUCUCCCGAUAAAUGAAGACCGGAGAGUCCUGAGCACAGAUAUGACACCACGCAGCUCCUGUCAAAUGUCAAGUGACGUCAAUACGUGACGAUCCCGACAUUUUUGUCAUUUGUUGUUGUUUGCUUCUGCUAUUUAUAUAACAGGUUAAACAUUUGGAAAAACUGGUUGUCAGAAACGAGUUCAAUUGCCUCUACAAUACCUCCUUAUAGAAAAUAAUUCUAAAAGUGACCAUCAUUAUACAGCUAUUUCUCAAUUAGAACAAAAUGAGAUCGAUACUGAAAUAAUCUCACAGAAUGGUGAAGAUGACCAUAAAAGAAUCGGUAGAUAUGGAAACAGGAAAAUAUAACCUAAGAAAUUGUGAUCAAACUAAAAAGCCUUCACACAAAUUUCCACUGCAGAACAAGUUACAGAUGUGAUGACCAAACCUCUAACGAAAAUAAGCUUCUACAUUCUCUCAAAGACGGUACCAUGGUACCGACCAUAACACCGACGUGGUCGUUAUGUAUUCUUUGUCGGUACUGAUGUAGAUGCGAAAAACCUUUUUAAUAUGGGAAAGUAUUGAAAUUUAGUAGGUAUUAAUAAUGUUUUUCUCAUUGUAUUCAGUGAAUGUCAUAAUUACGUUAGUGUGAUAAUAAUUUUAAUGAAAACAUCACUAUUUUAAGUGCACAUUUGCCUAUUUUAUCUUCAAUAAAUCCAUAAUUCACAAAAGUUUAUAUCCAUUACUUUAUCACUACGUUUUGUAAAAAGAAAUUUAACAUAAAUAAUCCGUAAUUUUGUUACCAGAAUGCUUCCACUCUUCAUGUUAUCCAUAAGUUAUUUCAAAUUGGAGGCGCUAACUAGUCACGUAUUGACGUCAUGCGCAGAACCGAACGAAUUUGAAACACUUUGGUGUCAUAUCUCAUGGUCCUCAGUAAAUUUAAAGAUAGUUUGACAAAAGACGCUUUCCACGCAUGAUUUUUUGGGUAUUGAAACGGAUAUGAGUUGCUAGGGAACGAAUCUGGUGAAUGCGUGAUGUUCCAACAAGUUUGAGUUGAUUGAAGUUUUGUGUACGGCGCAAGAGGUGACAUGUGUAAAGGCAAACGGGAGAUAUGAGAGGAAGCAACCAUAUUGGUGGAAUGAGAGACUUAAGCAACUGAGGACACAAUGUAUGGAGCGCAAGAAGUUAAGAAAUGUGCAUUAGGAGAUUUGGAAGAGAAAGUACGGCGUUUAUUAGACACCAUCGCCUAAAUACUGUAUACAGUUACUUGUGACAAUUCUGUGACAAUUUACGUCGAAUUGAAGUUCAAAAUGUCCCAAAGGUUUAAUUUUAACAUUACCCUAACUGUCAUAAACUAUAUUUUUUUAGUUAAUACGCACCCUGGUUAAUUAUUUUUGCUCUUCAAUUCGCAACAAACACAGUUUGCUCACACAUUUUAAUCGAUUGCUUUAAAAAAAAAGUUGCGAUGAAGGGUACUAAAUAAUUGUAUUAUUACCAAAGUAUACUUACCAAAUAGCCAAAUAGAAUGCAUUUACAGUUUUAAAUGGAAGAAGAUAUGUAUUUGUUAUUAUUUACUUAUCGUCUAUUGAGUCUCCUCUUUAUCAUUUUGCUUUUAAUCGAUUCUGUAUUAUAAUACAGUCUAAAAGCGUGUUGAAAAAAAUUAUCCCCUGUACUAUAAUACCUUUAUUUUUAUAAAAUUCAUAAAUAGGGGAGUGCAUAUAGAUUUUUACUUCGGAAAAAAUCAAACAAGAUAGAACUUUUUGUAAUUUCAUUAAGAAAUGUUUAAUAAACAACAUAUCAAAAAGUUCUACUCGAGAAGUGGGUGCUUCAUUUUUUAUUAAACAAAUGAACUACGAAAUUAGAUGUUUUUUUAAAUAACUCCGAAAAUAUAAAUUUUAGAAAAAAACUGACUUGACCAUUGAAAAAUUCAGAAAAUUUUACAAAAAAAACCUUAUAUAAAGAAUUUUCUAAAAUUAAAUCUGUAUCUUCUAUAAUUUCUUAUUUAUAACGCUAAAGUCACCCUUCUCACAAACAUUGGCGCACUGUAACUAGCGUACGGCGAAGUGUACGGUUGAGUUAUUUUAAUGUAAUUCUUUAACUGGAUCAAAUAAAAUUUUAUAAAUUGAACAUGAAAGAAGUAUAAUUAAACUAUCUUAUGGUUAUAAUAAAAAGAAAUAAAAUGUAUGGGCAUAAGUACGGUGUGGGCAGAAAAUGAGCCUUACAUGAAUUUUGUUUAAAAAUGAUUUAAAAAUGUGUAACUAAUACAAUUUUUCUUAUAAAACCCUCAAUUUUGCACAACUUACCUUUCAAGCAUCUUACUAAAUGGUGUUUUAUUAAAAAAAAUCUAAAAAAUUUAAUUCCAAUGAUAUGACGUCUCAAAAAAUGUAAUUUUUGAAAUCUUCGUAGUUUUAUAGAAUUACCACCACUUUAAGACGGUAUUACUCAAGUUUGAACAAAUCUAUUACAGUUUUAUAAGUGCUUUUUUAAAGCUUAGGAUGUAAUUUUUAAAAUGCACUAAAUUAUUUUACUUUAGAGAUGAAAUAAACUAUUUCUUUUUGAGAAAAUUAAUAAAUAUAACAAAAAUGUAAUACAAAAACCGAAAAUUACCAGCUAAAAAUAUGUUUAUACAAAGUGAUUAAAACUUUUUUCUGUAAAACUUACCUAAAAUACAUUUAAUAAUAAGCUUCAACAAUAAUAAAUGUUAAGCAAAAAUAAAUUUUUUUAGCUCUUAUACAGUAUGUCUGCGUAACUUGGAACCUAUUGAUAACUUUUUUUAUUAUCAGUUUUACGAAAAAAAUUUAUUCUUUAUAAAAUACUCUGCAUCGUAUAUAAUCUAAGAUGCAAUCAUCAAAUAUCAAAUUUAAUUAAUUUUAUACGAGGUAUGUCAAAAAAUAUGAAUUUCACUCAAGAGUAAAGUACCGUUACAUUUCACAAUAUCGAAAAUUGUUAUUAAGAAAAGUUAUUUGGAAUUAAAAAAUUUGUUUUAGUGUUCAAUUACAUCCUUCUAAUUAAAAUAUUGUGAAUAAUAAAGACACUUAACUCUUAAGAAAAAUUCAUAUUUUUUACAUACCUCGUAUAAAAUUAAAAAAGUUAUCUGAUGGUUGUAUCUUGAUUUUAGACCAGGGAGAGAAUUUUAUGAAGAAUAACUUUUUUUCGUAAAAGUGAUAAUAAAAUAGUUAUCAUAAUUGUAAUAAAAUGAUGAUGAGUAUCCGUAAUCUGAGAAAAAAUUCAAAUUUUUUUUUUCGGUUAGAAUGAUGUAAUUGUAUAUUUAAACAUAGUUUUUAAUUUCAAACAACUUUUCAUAAUAGCAUUUUUUGAUAUUCUGGAAUAUAAAGGUACUUUACUCUAUAACGAAAUUCAUAUUUUUGACAUAACUCGUAUAAAAUUGAUAAAAUUUGAUAUCUGAUGGUUGAGUUUUAGAUUUUUGACUAUCCAGAGCAUUUUAUGAAGAAUAACUGUUUUUCGUAAAAUUGAUAAUAAAAAAGUUUUCCAUGUGGUUCUUAGCUACGCAGACAUACUGUAUAAGAGCUUCUGUAUAAGAAUUUUCAAAUUGCAAUGCCAUAUUCGGAUUCAGCAUAAUCAAAAACAAAAUAGAAACAUAUUUGAUCAAAGUAAAAUGAUGGAUUUAACGAUAUUUUUAAAAUUAUUUAACAAAACAAUUGUUAUUGUUUAAACAAUUAAUAAACAAUUAGCGGCCAAAUCCGCGAGUAGAACUUUUUUACUUUAACAUGUAUAUAAACUAACAAAAAAAGUUUUAGAAAAAUAUAAGCUUGUCUGAAUUUUUCCGAGACAAUGCAUGUUUUCGUUCUAAUUGCACUCCCCUAAAAUCUUAAUCAUUUAAAACUGUGAGUGCUGCGUAUAGGACGCGUUUGAGUAAAUUUGGAGAUAUUUUAUAAAUAUUUUUGUGUACCGUAUUAGUUACUAUGAUUCUUGUAGUAUUCUGUAAAAUUUAUUAAUAUUUAUAACCAGUGGGACAGAGAAGAUCAAUGAAAUCAGAUGAUCUGUUUUCACUUAAAUGUUCUUCUAAUUUGUUUUGUUGUUUGUUUGGGUUUAUAUGACUGCGGACACUAAAUCCAUUCGCUAUUCCUCUAAUUUGGUGUAUAUGCGCGAGUGAAUGAUAGUAAGGAGUACUUCAAGUACAUUGCUCAUCUUUGUGUUUUUUUUUUGUUAAGUGACCAGUAUCAUAUACGUUGUUGAAAAGUGGUGUGCCUCUUGUAGCUUUAAAGUUUCACCAUGCACUUCAUCAGAUCCUGGUGAGUUUCCAUCUUUAAUUCGAUUAAUUGCCGUAGCUACUUCUUCUUUUCUUAAUUCUGGGCCGUAGGGAUUGUCUAUUUUAGUCGGUCUUCUUGCUAUAUCUUCGAAUAAUUUAUGCAUGUAUUCUUUCCAUCUUCCAAAUUUAUCUUCAAUUGUAGUCAAAAUCUGGCCUUCGGUGUCUACAACUAUGCCUGUAUUGCGUUGUUUUCUGGUAUUCAGUAUCUCUUUAAUCUUUUUGUGCAUAUGGAAAUCGUCAUGUUUGCAUUGUAGUGUUUCAAUUUCCGUACAUUUCUCCAUCAGCCAUGUUUCUUUUGCUUUUUUUAUUUCCCGUGGUAUAUUCUUAAGCAACUUUUCCUGACAUUUCUGCCUUCGCUAUUCCGUCUUCAGAGAUAUUUCAGCUGCGAUCCAUUCUUGCUUCUUUUCUUUUUUUUUUUUGCUGUAAGAUUUUCAUGAAGAAAAUAUGGUAAUAGAUGUGUUCAUUUAGUUCCACUGUUCUUAUGCCGCUAGUAGUGUUUUCAACUAUUUUCGCAAAAUUCUUAUGCUGUUUUUACUUUUUUCUGGAUGUUUUUCCUCUUUUCUUUCAGUAGUUUUAUAUAUAUUUUGGGGCCUCAUUUUCGUGUGGAUUAUUUUGAGACUUCAUCUACCGUUCUAAUUCCUGUGGCCACAUUUUAAUCUACCUUUCUCUCUUUUUUUAAGACGUCUCUUUGCUUUAUCUUCAUUUCUUCUCUUCACUAAAAGCAGUGGCGGCUUUUGGUGGCCGAUCCACACAUUUAAUGACACAUUAUAGAUUUUUUUAAAUAUAUAAGUUAAUCAGAGUUGAUGAUAUUCGUUUCUGUGACAUAAAAAAAUAUCUGUGAGAUAAUACAGACUAAAUUUUAUUCAUUGUUUUUUAAAAGAAUUCGAUCGAUCCGAUACGUUAAGUGAUCCCUGUGCGUUGUGCGUAAGAGACUUUUCAAAUUAAUGAUCCUAGCCAUACACCCGAUUGCGAUUGUGUGAAUUCAAGGCCCGCUUCGGCAAGCCGUCCCCAGAUUGACCAUUUGCUUGUCCUAAGAAGCUAUGGAAUAUUAGCCGAUAGGCAACCAAUUAUACAUUCCCUGUAUUUAUUUGAAUGGCAAGUACGGCAGAUAAACAAUCUGCCGAGCGUGAUCUGCAAACUGAAACAAGACACGUACCUAUAGACCAGGGCGCAUCUGUAAAAAUAUUAGUAACAUUAAUUUGGACGUUGAGAGGUGACUCAUAUUUGUAUGCAGAAAUUGCUUGAAAAUAACUCAUAUAAUAAUAUUUGAGUUAUCCUCCCACUUAAAAAGGUCCCGGAACAUUGUUUAAAUAAUCGAAAUGUCAAAAAAUGAAGGAAAAAUUCGAUUUUUUUCUUCAUUUUUUGAUUAUAACUUUAAAAGUAUUCAUUUUCGAGAAAAGUUGCACUGACAUAAAAGUUUUUUUUUAUUAAAUUUCCUACAAUAUAGGAUUAGUUAAAAUUUUUAAAAAUUGUCACCCUUGUUGCAAAAUAGCAAUAAUUGCGAAAAAAUCAUAAAAAACAAGUAUUCGCAUUUUAUGUUUUUCAACCGUUUAUGCUACACUAAGGACCUUCAUAAUUUUACCCAGAAAAAACUAUAUCAUAUAAUAAAACAAUUUAAGUUAAUUUCAUUACGAUCGGUUCAAUAUAUUUUGCAAUCCAGCUUUCGCAAAAAAAUUCAUUUUUUCAAAAUGUUGCAGAACUGAAAAUAAAGCAGACAGCAAGUUGAAUUUAUUUUUACGUAUAGAAGAAUACUGUACCUUUCUUCUAUAUCUAAAAAAAAUUCAACUUGCUAUCUGCUUUAUUGUCAGUACUGCAACAUUUUGAAAAAAUUAAAUUUUUUUGCAAAAGCUGGAUUGCAAAAGUAUUGAAUCGAUCUUAAUGAAAUUUACAGUAUGUAUUGUUUUAUUAUAUCAUAAAGGUUUUCUGGUUAAAAUAUGAAGGUCGUAAGUGUACCAUAAAUGGUUGAAAAACGUAAAAUGCGAAUACUUAUUUUUUAUGUUUUUUUCGCAAUUAUUGCUGUUUUGCAACAAGGAUGACACUUUUUAAAAUUUUUAACCGAUCCUAUAUUGUAGGAAAUUUAAUUACGCAACUUUUAUGCCAGUGUAACUUUUCUCAGAAGUGAAUACUUUGAAAGUUAAAAUCAAAAAACGAAGAAAAAAAUCGAAGUUUUUCUUCAUUUUUUGACAUUUUGAUUAUUUAAACAAUGUUCCGGACCUUUUUGAUUGGAAGGAUAACUCAAUUAUUAUUUCCAAAGAAUUUUCAAAAUAUCUAUUAGACAAGUUCAUUAAAAAAAAUUAUCCAUCAUUCUUUAAUCAAAUAAAAUAAGAAAAUUGAUUAACAGUUUUAUAUGCUGAUCUAUAUAUUUUCGGAAGGUGGAAUAAGUUACAAAAUAUGUUUAAUUUUAUCUACUGCAAUUCAUUAGGUAUAACAAACUACAAACUGUUCCCGAAAUUAUUAAAUUAUUGUGCUCAAAUGUAUGCAUAUUCUGCCUCAAAUGAACGGGAUUUCUCUUGUCUCAAAAGAAUCAAAACGUAUUGUCGAAACACCAUGAAACAAGAGAGAAUGUCAAGCUUGUCUCAAAUGUCAACAGAAAAAAACUUUAAGAAUCUCUCCAAAAUAAUAAUAAAUUUUACAAUGACGUUAUAACCCAUUUUGCUACUUCGAAACAACAUACAUUGCAAAGAGUUAAUUUAUAAACAGGUUUAGGUUCUAAAUUUAUAGGAAAAAACAAAAAAAAAAAAAAACAAAAAAAAACAAAAAAAAAAUUAAAAAAAAAACAAAAACCAAAAAUCUAUGAAAUUGAAGCCUUUUAAUUAGAUGGCAUACCUAUCUGAGGAGCAUACCCUGUCCCUAAAGCCACGAGCCGCCACUGACUAAAAAAUUCAUUGGAACACAUCCAUGGGACACCGUUGUUGUGAAAACAACAGUUAUUUACAUUAAUUUGCUUUUAUAAAAAUAUCUCUCUUGUAAAUAUGUUGGGACAACCUGUAUUGUUAGUCCAUUCUUUCACGGUUUUUGCUCUAAAUUUUAAAGAACCGCUUGGAUUAACAUGAAAUUUGGCAUACGCAUAGCUUACACGUCAAAGAAAAAAAGUGAUAUUGUGCCGAUGUGUGCUUUUGCCCUGGGGGUGACUUUCACCCCCUCUUGGGGGUGAAAAAAUAUAUGUCCAAAACAAGUCCGGAAAUGGGUAAACUGACUAAUUUUAAGUAACUUUUGUUCUAUAGAGCUUUUUCGCCAAGUCAACACUUUUCGAGUUAUUUGCGAGUGAAUAUGUUCAUUUUUCAACAAAAUAACCACAUUUAUACAGCGUGUCUACUUAAGUUGGAAACAUAUGGGAAACUUUUUUGUUAUUCAUUUUACGAAAAAAAGUUAUUCUUUAUAAAAAGUUCUGCAUGCUCUAAAACCUAAGAUUCAAUCAUCAGAUAUCAAAUUUUGUCAAUAUUAUACGAGGUAUGUCAAAAAAUAUGAACUUCGUUUAAGAGUAAAGUACCUUUAUUUCCCUCAAUAUCGAAAAUUCUUAUUAUGAAAAGUUGUUUGGAAAUAAAAACUAAGAUCAAUAUUGCAAUUACAUGCUUCUUAUUGGAAAAAAUAUUUUCCAAAUUUUUGUCAAAUUUAUUGAUGCUAACUUCGUUUUUAUUUAUUACACAUACGAUAACUCUUUUAUUAUUACUUUUACGAAAAAAAGAUAUUCUUUAUAAAAAGCUCUGUAUGUCCUAAGACCGAAGAUGCAACCAUCAGAUAUCACAUUUUAUUAAUUUUAUACAAGGUAUGUCAAAAAAUAUGAAUUUCACUCAAGAGUAAAGUACCUUUAUUUUUCACAAUAUUGAAAACGGUUAUUAAAAAAGUUGUUUAGAAUUAAAAACUAUGUUUCAAUAUGCAAUUACAUCCUUCUAAUUGAAAUAUUGUGAAAUAUAAAGGUACUAUAAUCUUGAGCGAAUUUCAUAUUUUUUGACACACCUCGUAUAAAAUUAAUAAAAGUUGAUAUAUCAUGGUUGUGUCUUACAUUUUAGACCAUGCAAAGCUUUUUAUGAAGAAUAACUUUUUUUCGUAAAAUGAAUAAUAAACGAGUUAUCAUAUUUGUAAUAAUUAAAAACGAUGUUGGGUAUCCAUAAAUUUGAGAAAUUUUUUUUUUUCAAUUAGAAGCAUAUAAUUGCAUAUCGCAUCUUAGUUUUUAAUUCCAAACAACUUUUUAUCAUAAGAAUUUUCGAUAUUGAGAGAAAUAAAGGUACUUUACCCUUGACCGAAAUUCAUAUUUUUUUACAUACCUCGUAUAUUAUUGAGAAAAUUUGAUAUUUGAUGAUUGAAUCUUAGGUUUUGGGGCAUGCAGAACUUUUUAUAAAGAAAGCUUUUUUUCGUAAAAUUAAUAAUAAAAAAGUUUCCCAUAUGUUUCCAACUUAAGUAGACACGCUGUAGACGGUUUUUCGCAAAUAACUCAAAAAGUAAGUAUUUUCUCGAAAAACCGUUCUUAGCAAAAAUAUAGCCUAUAAAAAAGUAAAAAAAUGGUGUACGCGUUAGGUCUCUGGAUCUCGUAGAACCAGAGUUAUAGCCAAUGAAAAAUAUAUUCAUAUUCACCAAAUUUCAAAUAGAAUAUUUCGACGUGAAAUAUCCAAAAAAUUAAGCACUUUUUGGGGAAAGCCCAAUAUAACUUUUUUAAAGUAUUUAAAAAAAGCUUUAUUUCUGUUUUUACGAAAAGUUUCUAGCAUUAAAUUUAAGCAAGUUACGCUCAAGAUAAAGUUGGUCCCUUUUGUUUUUGCAAAAAAAAAUCGGGGAGACCACCCCCUAAUUAUCAAAGUGCCUAUUUUUGAAAAAAUUUGGUUUCAAAGUAAAAUUUUUAAAAAUUUAGAUUUUCAAGUACAGUCGACUCUCGUUAAUUCGAAACUCGAGGGACUCUUAAAAUAUUACAAAUUAUUGAGUGUUUGAAACAUCACAUGGUUCGAAAUUUGUAAGUGAAAAUAAAUAAAUCUUCGAAUUAUUAAGUGUUGACAAAAGUUUAGAGGUACUUUCGUGUACAUAUAUGUAUGUACAUACUCAUAAUGUGAAUUAAUCAAUCUUUCGAAAGAACUGUAUUAUACUGGUUUGCUUCAAAGCACAUUGCUGCUGCUCCGAGUGCUCAAUAAUUUUUUUUAAGAGAAAAAAGUGCCUGAAAUGCUUUUUCAUCACUUUCAUUUUGUAGACAGAAGGUUUGUAAGGUAUCAAAUCAGGAUCUUGCUUCCUUAACUGACACCUCUGCCAAAGGUUCUUAUGUAUCGUACUCAUCUUAAGGAACGGAUCUAGAAAUUCAUAAUAGGGGGGGUCUAGACUUACUUACUGAUCGUUUGAAAAUAAGAGUUGACAGAAAAAAAUAAUAAAUAAUAAAAAAAUGCUUAUAGAGUAAAUACAAUAGGGGUCCAUGGACCCGUUGACCCCCUCUGUAUCCGCGCAUCUUCAUCGUUACUUUUUUCAUUCGUAUCUGUCGUAGAUAAAAUUUCGCCAUCGGUUAGUGAACCUGAGACAGCAACAUCUUCAUCUACUUGAACAAAGUCGGAAAAACUCACACCACUGAUGUCAACUAAUGGUUCUAUUGCUGGUCCUUCAUCAUCCAUAAGUAUUGGAAGAUUUUCCUGAUCUUCUUUGAAGAAACCGGACUUUUUGAAGCAGGUACAGAAAAAGAAAGUACAGAAAACUGUACUUACCACAAUCUUCCCGCAUCUUUCUCUCUGCAACUUUGAAUUGUCGAGCGCUGGAUGCCGAUGAGUUUGAAUUAACGCGUCGUUUUGUUAUAUAGCAAUGAUUUUUGUCGUUCGAAUUACCAAGUGCAUAAAAAUGUAUUGAUUUAGUUCGAAAUAUAAAGAGAUUUUGUAGGGAACUCGUGAUAACUUUGGAUUAUAGAAAGGUUCGAAUUAUCGCAGGUUUGAAUUAACGCGAGUCGACUGUAUACCGUAUGUAUUUACCGGUAUAUACCGUAUGUAUAUACCGGUUUGUAUACUGUAUGUAGAGAUACCAAAAAUCUCGAAAAACAAAAAAAGUCAGAUUUGCUUUUCUGAAUAUCAUUUAUUUUUUUUGUUUUUCUGUUAGACAAAAAUUGAUCAAGAUUUGGUGUUUCUAAAUUUGCAUACAUUCGUGAUCAGUGACUCGUUCAACCCCUUUUAACUACAGCCCUUUCAUUAAUAAGGACUGUGAACCGAUGAAACUUACAGAUCAUAUGAACAAUAUAUACACGAGUCAAGAAACUUGUGAAGUCGUUACGAUUAAGUUCAUUUAAGAUACUAAUUAGGGGGUGAUUUUCUCGAUUUUUUACCAAAACCAAAAGGGACUAACUUUAUUUUGAGCGUAACUUGUUUAAUUUUGAUGCUAGAAAUUUUUUUUAUAAAACAAAAAUGAAGCUUUUUUAAACACUUUAAAUAAGUUGUAAUGAGUUUUCCCCGAAAUGUGCUUCAAUUUUGGUUAUUUCACGUUAAAGUAUUCCAUUUGGAAUUUGACGAAUAUGAACCUAUUUUUCAUUAGCUAUAACUCUGCUUCUACUAAACAAAAAGACGUGAUAUAUACACAAUUUUUUUAAAUUUUUUAUAGGCUAUAUUUUUGUUAAGAAUGCUUUUUCGACAAAAUACUUACUAUUUGAGUUAUUUGCGAAAAACCGUCUAAAAGCGUGGUUAUUUUGUUGAAAAAAUGAACAUAUUCACUGCCAAAUAACUCGAAAAGUAUUGACUUAGUGAAAAAACUCUAUAGAACAAAAGUUACUUAAAAUUAGCCAGUUUACCCAUUUCCUGACUUUGUUUGGACGAAUAUUUUUUUACCCCCAAGAGGGGGUGAAAACCACCCCCAGGGCAAAAGCACAUAUCGGCACAAUAUCACUUUUUUUCUUUGACUUGUUAGCUGUGUGUAUGCCAAAUUUCAUGUCAAUCCAAGCGGUUCUUUAAAAUAUAGAGGUUUUGCAAUAUUUUACCGUUAAUUAAUGGACUAUGUGUUUAAAAUAUUUAAUUCUCUGAAAAACUUGAGGAGUGUAGCGUUGUGUGUUUCAUAAAAUAGACAUAUGGCUGCAUUUUUAUCGUUUCGGGGUAAGCAGGUCAUUUUGCCAAAGAAGUGUAACAUGUGUGUGGCCCUUUUCAGGGCGAAUAAUGUAAACUAUCAAAGAUAAUAAUGCAGAGAUUUGAAUAGAAUUUCAGCAGUCUCUUUCUGCUCUCAGAGGUGAACACUUUGUUCGCUUGUGCGUCUCUUUUCGCCGUAAAAAUACGCUCUCCUCAAUAAUUAAUAGAUUAAAAAGACUCUUACUUUCUCUCGUUCGCUAUUAAGAAUAUAAUUUAUCGUUAAGCCGCUUAUUUGUUAAACUCGUUGUUUUUUUUUUGUUAAUAAAUGUUUUGUUCGCUGAAUAACUUUAUUUCUCGCUAAUACUCAACCCUACUGUCGUAUUAGCACCUUUAAAACCAAGCCAAAUUAAAUAUUAGAACCAGUUCUCCUAAUAGUUCACUGUUUUGCACAAUCGAAGGACAAUUACAUUACUUUGGCGACAUGCGUAUGGUCCAAAAAUAUUUACGUACCUAUGUCCAAUUAGGCAAAAGGUAAAGUUAAACCCCUUUUGCCACGGUGGGGUGAGAUUCAGUAAAAACUCACACCAACCGUUCUGUAAGUAAAAUAUAACCUUUACAGAUGCCUUUACCAUAUUUUUAAACGCUUUUAUUUAGUUCAAUAGUUUGCGUCAAAUUUUUAGACGUUAAUUUGACUGCCUUUUCUUCAAUGCAAAUGAAUGAAAAUUUGCAGACAUAUGCAUUCGCGGGAACAAUACACGAAUAAUCAAUAAAACAAAUGUUUUUAUGCUUUUUAAUUGUUUAAAUAAAAAAAACGAUUUUAAUGGAAAAUGCUUAAAUUCUCCUGUUUUUUACAAUGUAAAAACUUGAAAGUUUUGCGGAUUGUAGCUAAUGAUAUGAACUAUACAUAAUUUCACUUUUUACGUUAAUUUUUUACGUUAUGCUUCAUAAAUAAACAAUAAAGUUUCAAAUUUUUUGCCGACUCCGACUACUUUUCAUGUUAGUACAUCAUAUGCUUUAUACAUAUUUUAAUAAACAUGACGGUAUAUUUUAAUGUUUGAAAAGUGUAAGACUAAAAAGUAAAAAAUAAAAAAAUAUGAAAAAAAGAAUUUUAAGAAACGCUUUUCUUUAGUUACGAGUUACUAAAAUUAAAAAUAUUAUACAAAAUCAACUAAAAGGCAAAAAAUAAAAAAAAUUGAAAAAAUCUAACACAUUCGUUAAAGAAAAGCGUGGGGCGAAAACCAUUUAUUCGAUGAAGAUGCGCCACGCUUUUCUUUGACCUAUGUGUUAGAUUUUUUCAAUUUUUUUUUAUUUUUUGCCUUUUAGUUGAUUUUUUAUAAUAUUUUUAAUUGUAGUCACUCGUAACUAAAGAAAAGCGUUUCUUAAAAAUUUUUUUUUCCAUAUUUUUUUAUUAAUCUUUGUAUCUGUUGUUGUGAAGUAAGUACACAAUUUUAAAAGUAUAAAAUAUCUCCAAAUAAAAAUUCACUUAGUGCAUGUAUUAAGACGGUUAUACUUUUGUUAUAUAUUAUUUAUUUGUUGAUAAAAGCAAGAAACUAAGAUCAUUUUAACUGAUGACAGAUUUGAAAGUUUCGCCAAAUAUCAGUCUCAUAUUUGGAAAACUAAUAGUAAAAUCUGUCUGUUUAUUUAAGCCAAAAAUGUGGUGAUAAAUUCGUUAUUUCACUGUCAGUAUCAACAUGUUCCAAAAAUUUUCCAUAUUUUACAAACAUUUUCAUUCGAUUUACUCACUAAACAUGUUGAUUUUGACAACAAGUACUUAAAAAGAACUCUCUUGCUGAUAGUGUUGUUGUAGUUUAAGCAAUAUGUUGUUUUUUAUGUUUAUAUUGAAUAAAAAGUAUUGAAAUAAAUCAACUUUUUGUAAA